Messenger RNA from Microthlaspi erraticum, 858 nucleotides. The record is from the annotation of a GenBank genome assembly. Lineage: Eukaryota; Viridiplantae; Streptophyta; Magnoliopsida; Brassicales; Brassicaceae.
AUGACUGACCGCGUCUUCCCAGCUUCCAAGCCAGCAACUAAUGGAGUUCCACCAAAUGGUGCCUUAGCACCUCCUCCAGCUCCUGCGGCUGUUAACGGUAACGGAACAGCAAACGGAAUGGCUAAUCAGAAACCCCAAGUCUACAUUCCGGCUAACCGUCCGAUUUACCGUCCACAACCUUACAGUCGCCACCACCAUCAUCAAUCUCGGCCAAGUUGCCGGCGAAUUUGCUGCUGUUGCUGUUUCUGGUCGAUUCUGAUCCUUCUGAUCUUGGCUCUCAUGGCCGCAAUCGCCGCCACUGCCAUGUACGUGAUCUACCACCCGCGUCCGCCGUCGUUCUCCGUCCCGUCGCUUCGAAUCGGCCGCGUGAAAUUAACCACCGCCUCCGAUUCCUCCGUCUCGCAUCUCUCUUCCUUCUUCAACUUCACUCUACUCUCCGAGAAUCCCAACCAGCACCUCGCCUUCUCCUACAAUCCCUUCACCGUGACAGUCAAAUCCGCUAAAUCCGGCGAGAUGCUCGCCAACGGCACCGUCCCGGCCUUCUUCAGUGACAACCACAACAAGACUUCGUUUCGCGGCGUGAUCGCGACGUCCACUCCUGCGCGUGAGCUGGAUCCGGACGAAGCUCGGCAUCUGAAAUCAGAUCUGACGCGCACACGUGUGGGGUUCGAGAUCGAGAUGCGAACGAAGGUGAAAAUGCAAAUGGGGAAGCUCAAGAGCGAAGGAGUAGAGAUCAAAGUGACAUGCGAAGGAUUCGAAGGAACAAUACCCAAAGGUAAAACUCCAAUCGUAGCAACCUCCAAAAAAACUAAGUGUAAGUCUGAUCUGAGUGUGAAGGUCUGGAAAUGGAGUCUUUAA